AUGUAUCAAGCUCCGGAGAGCAACGAAGUCCAGGUCGCCAUCGACGACGGGCCUGGCGAUGAUGAGUCCCGGUCGGAAAUUGGCAGUAGCGUGGCUUCUUCAACUACGAGUCUUCGACCCUCACUUCGGGAUUAUCGUGAGGAGAAUGGUCGGACGUACCACCAAUACAAGGACGGCAAAUACAACCUUCCAAACGACGACAGAGAGCUGGAUAGGCAGGAUCUGGAGCACCAGUUAUGGCUUCUUACUCUUGACGACAGGCUCGGUCUUGCCCCGCCGUGCCAGCCGACCGCCAAGGUCGGUAGAGUCCUCGAUGUUGGAACAGGAACGGGAAUCUGGGCUCUGAACUACGGCGACGAACACCCGGAGGCUGAGGUCUAUGGAAAUGAUCUUUCUCCGGUUCAGCCGGGCCACGUGCCGCCUAAUGUGAGAUUCGAGGUUGACGACGUAGAAGACGAGUGGACCUUUUCUCGCCCAUUCUCAUACAUCCAUAGCAGAGUACUGACCUCCAGCAUCAGUGAUUGGCGCCUCUAUCUGCGUCGCUGCUUUGACAACCUCGAGCCUGGUGGCUGGCUUGAACUUCAGGAGCUCGACUGCGUUCCGCGCUCCGAUGACGGAACCCUCACUGAAGACAGCCCGCUGAAUAAAUGGGCUGAUCUUCUUGUUGACGCAUCUGAAAAGUUCGGACGCCCUUAUGUCCGAAUCCCCCCGCUCAAGGAUCUCAUGGUUGAAAUCGGGUUCGAGGAAGUGAGCAUCUACAUGAACAAGUGGCCUACGAACAGCUGGCCUAAGGAUUUGAAGUUCAAAGAACUUGGGAUGUGGCAAAACCAGAGCAUGAUGGAAGGACUCGAGGGCUUUACAAUGGCCCCUCUCACUCGCGCGCUUGAUUGGAAGAAGGAUGAGGUCAAUGUUUUCCUUAUCGAUGUCCGCAAGGAGAUCAACAACAGGGACGUUCACGCGUACUGGCCUAUAUACUUCAUCAUGGGUCGCAAGCCUUUGAAGGAGCAGACGCCGGCUCCGGCCUAA
Molecule: messenger RNA, 1026 nt
Organism: Colletotrichum aenigma
Lineage: Eukaryota; Fungi; Ascomycota; Sordariomycetes; Glomerellales; Glomerellaceae
Gene: tdiE-10
Product: putative methyltransferase tdiE
Exons: 9
Coding region: 1-1026 (341 amino acids)
Molecular function (GO): methyltransferase activity
Source: RefSeq, a predicted model, not a curated record